Messenger RNA from Pollicipes pollicipes, 522 nucleotides. RefSeq lists its product as uncharacterized. The transcript is spliced from 3 exons. Lineage: Eukaryota; Metazoa; Arthropoda; Thecostraca; Pollicipedomorpha; Pollicipedidae. Bases 1 to 522 code for a protein of 173 amino acids. The record is from RefSeq and is a predicted model, not a curated record.
AUGUCCGGCCACUUGGGUGUUCAGAACCUGCAGCCGAAGCAGCGUCAGCUUCCCAUCGUUCCUAACUACUUCCUGCAUCCUGCAACCAACGAGAAAGUUACGAAAAACAAACUGAAAGUUAAGCUUGUUGCCAACCUGUUAAGCAGCUCGGUGGGCAAAGCUCUACUGUACCUAGAAGAGUCGGAGCACUAUGAGUUCAUCGGAACGGGGGCAACGGCGCGCUUCAUCCUGCUUGUUGAUCAGACAUUCGACUGCCUCAGCAGCAGCAACCCCUACGGAAAGGGCUUCAAGACUCCUGUAACUGCCGACAACUUGACGCUCCGGCGUGAGUUUCUGGCCGACUUCAGUUCCGUGCUGUUCCGGCUACAGACAGCAUCAGGCGAACCGGUACUGCAGACGCGACGCUUCACCUCGGUCCUGGGUCUCUGUCUCGCGACGCAGACCGUCAUGGACGUCAGUGAGGCCCUGCUGGAGGAGGGGUUCCUGUAUGUACUGUCAUACAAAUGUCCCAAGACCAUCUAG